ACAAAAAAACAUGUGUUAUUACAAUUCUUUUGAAAUUAACGCUUUCUUUUACCAAUUUUGAGUGAUUUUUGGUAAGAUAUAUUUAUUGGAGCCUGAUUGUGGGAACUAAAGGAUAACGGUUGGAAUCAGCUGUGGAAAUUAUGAGUGAUGACAGUGGAAGGAUUCUCGCUCAGUUCAAGAAUGAGGCGGGAGAGCUUGUUGGAACACCUUUUGAUCUUCCACUGAAUGUGACACCAGAUCAACUUGAGCUGGUCUGCAAUGCUGUGCUCCAAAAGGAAGAGAGUGUACCAUACACAUUCUUUAUAAAUGAUGCUGAAGUGACAGGAAAGCUCGAAGAAACAAUUGAAAAACACUCCAUUGAGACAGAGAAAGUUGUUGAGAUAGUCUACCAGCCACAAGCAGUGUUCCGAGUCAGGGCUGUAACUCGAUGUACAAGUACUAUUCCAGGUCACACAGAGGCAGUUAUUUCAGUUUCAUUUAGCCCAGAUGGAAGACACCUUGCAAGUGGAUCUGGUGACACUACUGUCAGAUUCUGGGAUAUAUCAACAGAAACACCUCAUUUUACUUGUCAAGGUCAUAGACAUUGGAUAUUACACAUUGCAUGGUCACCAGAUGGCAAAAAAUUGGCAUCUGCUUGCAAAGAUGGAGAAAUAAGAAUAUGGGAUCCAGAGACAGGCAAUCAACUUGGAAAGACUCUAAAGGGACAUUUGAAGUGGAUAACAUGGCUGAGCUGGGAGCCUCUUCAUAGGAAUUCAGAAUGCAGAUAUCUCGCAAGUUCUUCAAAGGAUUCUACAGUCAAGAUAUGGGAUACUGUCACAUACAACAUAGAAAAAACCUUUUCCAGUCACACCCAGUCUGUGACGUGCGUCAAGUGGGGAGGUGAAGGGCUUCUUUACACAUCUUCACAGGAUAGGACCAUAAAAGUCUGGAGAGCUAAAGAUGGUGUGCUAUGUAGAACACUGCAGGGACAUGCGCACUGGGUAAAUCACUUGGCUCUGAAUACCGACUAUGCCUUGAGGACCGGAGCGUUUGACCCAACAAAAGGAAAAACGAUAGAAGGACUGAACUUAGAGGAAUUAAAGAAACAGGCGCUGCAAAGAUACGAGGAUGCAAAGGGAGCCAAGCCUGAGCGAUUAGUAUCUGGAUCAGAUGAUUUCACACUCUUUCUGUGGGAACCAGAGCAUAACUCCAAGCAUAUAGCAAGACUUACAGGUCAUCAAGCUUUGAUAAAUCAGGUCUGUUACUCGCCCGAUGGGCGAGUAAUCGCAAGUGCAUCGUUUGAUAAAUCAGUGAAAAUAUGGAAUGGCGAGAAUGGCAAGUUUAUAACAUCUUUACGAGGGCACGUCAACUCGGUAUAUCAGAUCRCUUGGUCAGCGGACAGUAGGUUGUUGUGUAGUGGUAGUGCAGACAGUACUUUAAAGGUUUGGGAUAUGAAAACUAAGAAAUUAUUAUUCGACCUUCCUGGCCACGCUGACGAGGUAUACAGCGUUGAUUGGAGCCCUGACGGAGCACGAGUUUGCAGUGGAGGGAAAGAUAAAGUUCUUAAAGUAUGGAGAAGUUAAAAACCAAACAGACCAAGGUAUGCGUAGUUAUGCACUACAGUAUUAGAUGUACAUCAAGUUGCCACCAACAAGAGAUAUAGAUAUCAAACAAGAUUCGCCGAAAUGUUCCAGCUUUUUCAUUGUUCACCAUCCCAUACCAAAGUUUCCAAUUAAACUGUUUAGGACGCUCA
This is a messenger RNA of Actinia tenebrosa (Australian red waratah sea anemone), 1732 nucleotides long. RefSeq names its product notchless protein homolog 1. Gene Ontology annotation, cellular component: nucleolus. Gene Ontology annotation, biological process: Notch signaling pathway; ribosomal large subunit assembly. The record is from RefSeq and is a predicted model, not a curated record. NCBI's taxonomy places the organism in Eukaryota, Metazoa, Cnidaria, Anthozoa, Actiniaria, Actiniidae. Gene Ontology annotation, molecular function: protein binding.